Molecule: messenger RNA, 1374 nt
Organism: Pogoniulus pusillus (Red-fronted tinkerbird)
Lineage: Eukaryota; Metazoa; Chordata; Aves; Piciformes; Lybiidae
Product: tyrosine 3-monooxygenase-like
Exons: 12
Coding region: 1-1374 (457 amino acids)
Biological process (GO): dopamine biosynthetic process from tyrosine
Cellular component (GO): axon; perikaryon; cytoplasm
Molecular function (GO): tyrosine 3-monooxygenase activity; iron ion binding
Source: RefSeq, a predicted model, not a curated record
AUGAAGACUGACUUGGUGGGAAUCUCAGGCCAAAAGAAAGAAGCCAGCAAGGAGAUGCAUAGCAUGCAGUCAUUGAACAGACAAGACAGCCUGGACUUCAACAGGGAGGAUGGCAGAGCCACUCUCAUCCUGACCUUCACCCUGUGCAAUGUAGGGAAGAUUGAGCUCUCUAAGGCAGCCAAAGUUUUUGAGAUGUUUGAAACUGAGAUUCAUCACUUUGAAACCAGACGAGCCAGAAAGUCCAAGAAUUCUGAUGGUGAUCUUGAUGUUUUUGUUGAAUGUGAAAUUCGCAGUGCUGAUAUUAGUAUCCUUAUCGCUUCCUUGAAGAGAGUAGCAGAGAAUGUGAAAACAAGCAGAGAAGACAAAGUGCCUUGGUUCCCCAGAAAAGUCCAAGAUCUGGACAAUUGUCACCAUCUGAUCACUAAGUAUGAUCCGAAUUUGGACCAUGGUCACCCUGGAUAUGCUGACCUGGAGUAUAAGAAACGGAGGGCAUUCUUUGCUGACCUUGCCUUUAAUUACAGAGCAGGAGACCCUUUGCCUCACAUCAAGUACACAGCACAGGAGACUGCAACUUGGAGAGAAGUCUACAGGAAGCUGAGCAGCCUUUAUCCUACUCAUGCUUGUACACAGUACUUGGAUGCUUUCCAGCAGUUGGAGAAAUACUGUGGCUACCAAGAGGAUAAUAUACCUCAACUUCAGGAUGUCUCCACAUUUUUAAAAGAGAGGACAGGUUUCCAGCUGAGGCCAGCUGCAGGACUGCUGUCUGCUCGUGACUUCCUUGCUCGCUUGGCAUUUCGUGUCUUCCAGAGCACACAAUAUAUAAGGCAUUUCUCUUCUCCUGUGCAUUCCCCAGAACCAGACCUCUGCCAUGAGUUGUUGGGUCAUGUUCCCAUGCUAGCUGACAAAGAAUUUGCCCAGUUCUCACAGGAUAUUGGACUGGCUUCUCUUGGAUCAUCUGAAGCGGAAAUUGAGAAACUGGCCACACUUUACUGGUUCACUGUGGAGUUUGGUCUCUGCAAAGAAAAUGGAUCAAUCAGAGCUUAUGGGGCAGGACUGCUUUCGUCUUAUGGGGAACUUAAGUACGCUUUGUCAAACAAGCCAGAGUACAAACCUUUUGAUCCAGAAGUGACUGCAGUUCACCCCUAUCAAGAUCAAGCUUUCCAGCCUGUUUAUUUCAUAGCAGAAAGUUUGGAAGAUGCCAAGGUCAGACUUCAGAACUAUGCAAUGCAGAUCAAGAAGCCUUUUUCUCUGCACUUUGACCCGUUCACAAGCAGCAUAGAGGUUAUGAACAUACCUCAGAAAGUCAAGAGGACACUUUAUCAAAUGAAGGAGGAACUGAAAAGCCUCUGCUUGGCCCUGGAAAACCUUUCAUGA